Messenger RNA from Plasmodium adleri (nom. inval.), 1392 nucleotides. Its product is annotated as conserved Plasmodium protein, unknown function. NCBI's taxonomy places the organism in Eukaryota, Apicomplexa, Aconoidasida, Haemosporida, Plasmodiidae. The coding region runs from base 1 to 1392 and encodes 463 amino acids. The transcript has a single exon. The record is from RefSeq and is a predicted model, not a curated record.
AUGUUAAGAUUUUUUUUUAUGGGGAAACGUUAUUUUGGUAGUUCCUAUUUAACGAAGAGGUUAAAAACAAUAAACGAAAGAGCAUUAAAAUAUCAUAUAGAUUAUACGAAAUCUCUAGAUAUAUUAGAAGGGAAGAACAGAAGUGUAAUGAAAGAAAUAUUUCCUAACAUGAAAAGUGAGAUAAAUGAUAUGUUUUUUUUAAAUAAUAAGGAUAAUGGUGAGAAAGGAUUAUUAGAAGAAGAUAUGGAAAUAUUAGAUAUAAAUAAAAUUAAGGAUAAAUAUGAAUAUGAAAUGAAAAAUAUGACUUUAGAAGAAUUUGGUAAUAUUAAAAUAAUACAUAAUGAUAUUAUAGAUGAAGAAGCAGAUUGUAUGUUAAUACCAAUGGUUUCUAAUUUUAUACCUAUGAGCGGUUUUGGUUCAUUUAUAUUAAAUAAAGGGGGUCCAGAAUUAGUUAAAGAGAUAAUAAUGUCAAUUAAAAAUUUAAUAAAAAGAAGAAUUGAUAUAUUGAAUGAGCAUAAGGAUGAAUAUGUACAAUCAUCUUUAGAAAUAAAUGGAGAACAAAAAUUUAAAGAAUUAUAUGAAGGAUCAAAAACAUUACAAAUUGGUGAUAUUAUAUUAAGUAAGCCACAUAAUGUUAGUAAAAAAGUGAAAUUAUUAGCAUUUUUAAUAAUGCCAUAUGUAUGGCAAGGUAAUACAUAUAUUUCAUCAAAUAAGUUAAGAUAUUGUUUUUCUAAUGCUUUAAAACAAUUAAAUGAAUUAUGUAUAUCUUCUAUUAUAUUACCUGAUAUCUCAGCAGGUAUAUAUGGAUAUAAUCCAAAUCAAUCUAGUAAUAUAUUACUUGAAGAAUGCGUUGAAACGUUAUUACAAUUAAAAAGUACAAUUCCAUUAUAUAAUAUAAAUUCUAUAUCCUUUGUUGAUAAGGAUUAUAAUACUUGUAAAAUAUAUAGUGAGGCUCUUGAAGAAGUUUCAAGAAAUUAUUUACCACAUAAAAAGGUAAUGCCUGCACCAAAAUAUUGGAAUAUGGUUAAUAGGAGAUUAUUAGAAAUACCAUCUAAUGUUAUUUAUUUUUGUAGAAGGCAUAAUAAAAUUUCAUUUAAAAAAUAUCAUGGAAUUAUAAGAAGAAAAUAUAAAAAUUAUUAUAGUAAUAUUAGACCAUUCAAAUGGAGAGCUUCAAGAGUUCUUGAACCAUAUCCAUUUCUGCUUUAUAAAAAAUCAGGAGAACCAAGUUCUUAUCAGUAUGGUUUCAAGACAAAUUAUUACAAGGAUAUAUCACAUACACUUUAUAAUAUUAAUAAGAAAGGGCUGGUAAAUAUUAGAGUAGGUUCACGUGGAAAGUUGCAGGCUCUGAAAAAAAUAUCCAAUUUAUGUUUGGACACCAAGCCAAGAUUAUAA